This is a messenger RNA of Aspergillus novofumigatus IBT 16806, 2053 nucleotides long. RefSeq names its product fungal specific transcription factor domain-containing protein. The coding region runs from base 43 to 1971 and encodes 642 amino acids. Gene Ontology annotation, biological process: DNA-templated transcription; positive regulation of transcription by RNA polymerase II. Gene Ontology annotation, cellular component: nucleus. The record is from RefSeq and is a predicted model, not a curated record. NCBI's taxonomy places the organism in Eukaryota, Fungi, Ascomycota, Eurotiomycetes, Eurotiales, Aspergillaceae. Gene Ontology annotation, molecular function: sequence-specific DNA binding; zinc ion binding. The transcript has 9 exons.
CUCUGACAUGGUCUGAAUUGUCUUAAUAGAAACCUGCCCGGCAUGCCGCUCAAGUGCUCCGGGACGCACCCUUGUACUAGAUGCGAUAGCCAGAAAAAGAUCUGUAACUUUCCUCCUGAAGAACGGAUGAUAUCUGUCCCAGAAAGCUACCUUCGCCAACUGGAAGAGGGCUGCAGUAUUGAUCAUCAUUCCAGGCUACCGGCUCCAAUACGGGAAUCAAGUGUGCAGGAACCUAUUUUGGAGCCUCCUCUUGAGUCUGCAUUGAAGCCGAAUGCUUCGGCCACAGGUGACGUAAUUGACCAGAGCAGACCAACUGGCAGCUCGCGACAACUUACUGUGGACAGUGAUACGACUCAGCUUGCACUGGAAGAUGACAAUGGGUCUAUAUUUCGGCACAACCCACUAGCGGACAAUGACUAUACGUUUGCAAAAGCUCCUGACGGAAGAUACUUUUAUAUGGGUCCCUCCUCAUCAUGGUCGUUUUGCCGUCGAGUAUUGGCCUUGAUCGGAAAACAUGUCCUAGAAUCCAACUAUCUGCCUGAUCCGUGGCAUCUGGACGGGGUUGCGUUUAAAUUGCAUUGGACGCCCCUGAGAAGUGACGAGUUCUAUUUUGGACACCUAUUCUAUAUCAUCGAUGAGCCCAGCUAUCUCCACCACUUGCAGGAGCUCUACAGGGAUCCCGCGACGAAGGCAACAUCAUCAAGGCUUUGGUACGCCCAAUACCUACUGAUACUGGCCUUUGGCAAAGCAUUUGUCGUACAGAGUAGCUCGCAAGAGGGACCAUCUGGAUCUCAGUAUGCUUCUAGGGCCAUGGCCCUACUACCGGACCUGCCUGGAAUAUACUGCGAGCCCCUCGAUUCAAUCAGAGCACUCGCCUUAGCCGCACUAUAUUUUCAGUCGAUUGACAUGAGAGUGGCGGCUUUUCAACAUGCAAGUACCAUCGGACAGGCGUUGCGUGUCUGCAUCGUCCAAGGCAUACACCGGCAUAUGCCGGAAGACGUCGUCGGGGCAGAGCAUUCUCGCUUUUGCAACCACGUCUUCUGGGUGGUCUACAUGAUUGAUCGGGAAUUCUCCGCCCUCAUGGGUGGCCCAACGUCUAUCAGGGACGAGGACAUUACUACGGAACUCCCUUGCCAUCAUGAUCAUUCUCUGGAGGCACUCAAUAUGACGCUCCAUAUCCGACUGUCUCGCCUCAUGGCGAAUAUCCUGACCACGGUAUACGGAGUGGGGAGAGACUUUGAAGGUUCCCUUAUCAAAAACACCCAGUCAAUUCUGCGGCAGCUCGCUGAGCUGUCUAAGGACGUGACGGCGCUGUUAAAUACCCAUUUCCAAGGGUCGAUCAAUCGAGCAUCACGGAUGGCGCUCAGGCUAAUUCUCUCUUAUCAUCAUUGUGUGGUUUUGACGACGAGGCCUCUAGUAAUGUGUGCCCUGCACAUGCAUAUCGAGCGGCCAGAUACCCAAAAGUCCCAUUCUAUCCCCUUAACACCCGCUGUCGCCUCCCUCAUUCAGUCAUGCGUCGAUUCCGCGCAAACGGUGCUGCGAGUCCUCCGUGUUAUAGGUGAUGAGGAUCUCUUAGAAGCAUUUCUGCCGUUCCAACUCGAAGACGCAUUCUCCUCCGCCUUUUUACUGCAUUUAAUCCGCGUCGUGGCACCUUCUCUUCUGCACGACGACUCCUGGUUUGGAGAUAUCCAAUGUAUUCUGGACAAAAUGAUCUCAAAAGGGAGCUCGGUAGCGCCUCUCCGGAAGCUCGAACUCACCCAGCUGGAGCAGUUGCUGACGCCGUUGACGCCCGUCUAUGACCCGCUAAUGGUUCCCCUGCAGACGGAUUACACGGCAGACAGAGCUCGGGGGCUCGCGAUGACGAGUGAAGAGCCUGGCUGGGACUUUUUCGAUACGGACAUGACUGUCGGGAUUUCGCCGACGCAGCUGUUGGAUCUGGCUGCUCAACUUGACGUGGAUGGCCGAGGUUGAUGUAAUAGGCAGACGAUUGCUGAAGGUUGUAGCUAUUUAAGAACUCGACAAUGGCGUUAGGGAUAGUGCUCUCGUGAUUCGC